Molecule: messenger RNA, 1023 nt
Organism: Anopheles stephensi (Asian malaria mosquito)
Lineage: Eukaryota; Metazoa; Arthropoda; Insecta; Diptera; Culicidae
Product: vitelline membrane protein 15a-2-like
Exons: 1
Coding region: 336-764 (142 amino acids)
Source: RefSeq, a predicted model, not a curated record
GAAAACCACAACCCAAACUGCAUACAAGCUGAAGCUCGCUGUAUGGUUCCUGCUUACGGAACCGCUUUUCCAGCGCGGCAAGAAAAACAAGCCCAUAGCACCAACCAAAUGCGAGCGCUGAAAAAAGUUUGCUGACGGUGGAAAACCGAUUUUUGUUGUUUCUCGUUUUUUCGAGAGGGUGGUUUUGCAAAUUUUGGCGUUCGCCGGCCGAUUAUAAAUAGUGACCGCCGGCCAGUGGUACAGUAUCAGUCAACGUUUUGUUCUCACUAUCGAACAGUGUUCAACAGCCAGUGUCACUUCAAGACCCAACCCCACCAAACACCAAAACCAGCACCAUGAACUCCAUCGUUGCAGCAGUCAUCCUUUCCGUCGUCGUCGUUGGUGCCAUGGCCGACUACCCAGCCCCGGCCAAGUACGAGGCGCCCGCCAAGGGAGGAUACCACAUGCCCACCCACGGAUACGCCCAUGCGCCCGCACCCCACCACGGAGGAUACGCUCACCAGCCGGUCGUCCACGCUUACGCUGCCAAGGCCCCGCAUGUCAAGUGCGGCGCUAACCUGCUGGUCGGCUGCGCACCCAACGUUGCCCACGUGCCAUGCGUCCCAGCUCACCACGGAGGACACGGUGGAUACGCCGCACCCGCUCACCACGCCGCCCCGGCCCACCAUGCCUACGCCGCCCCUGCCCACGGAUACGCCCCAGCCCACGGCUACCGUUCCUUCUCCGAGGCUGACCAGGCAUCCGCCUUCGAUCUGGAGGACUAAGCGGCGACCCGAUCACCCCGAAACGGACCAACCGGAUGGAUGGAUAAACAAAUACGGAUAAAUUGGAACAUGGAACGGCUCGAAGGACCAACAAAACCGGCCGCUGAAGCGAAGGGGAAGCAGAGCUGUCAGCUGGCCACAGAACUGACCUCCGAAACGGCUGCCAACGUGGGGCGGCUCCUAGCCUAGUAUCUUGUGCACUGUUUGAUUUGCAAUUUGAUUUGAGGAAAAUAGAAUUCAUUACUAUUAACGAAACCAA